GUGCAUUCCCAAAGAAGGGAUUAGGGGGCGGGGCCAAGAUUAAUUGUUAAUGUGUGACUAAACUAUCUUGCUGAACGUAAACACAACCCUAGAAGAAGACGGGUUGAAGAUCUUCUGGUUUACAUACUUGGUGGACCAGUCUGCCUGCGGGAAUGCUCAAUCCUCAAAGAUCUUUAUCUGAACUACCAAAGAUGUCGGGUCCAAGCCAAGCCGAGAGGGCUGUUUUGGAGGAGGAGUUUAACUGGUUGCUGAAAGAGGAGGUUCAUGCUGUUUUGAAGCAGCUCCAGGAUAUACUGAAGGAGGCAUCCAGGAGGUUCUUCAUUCCCACCCCAGGACUGGAGAGCCAACUGAAACAGGAGAACUUCAUCCUGGGCAGCUCAACCAUGGACCAGGUGAAAGGAGUACUGACUCUACAGGGAGAAGCCCUGACUCAAGCUGACAUCAAUCUGAAAACUGCUAAAAGCAACCAAGUGAUGCAUUUCACAUUCAGGGAUGAUAAGCACUGGAAAUUACAACAGAUCCAGGAUGCUAGGAACCAUGUGAAUCAGGCUCUGCAGCUGCUGAGUGGUAGAGAUGAGAGCUACCACUUUAAGACUGGGGCUGAGGUCAACAAGCUGAUGGACGCGGUGAUGCUCCAGCUGACCAGGGCUCGUAACCGCCUCACCACUCCAGCUGCCAUGACCCUGCCGGAGCUGGCCACCAGCGGCCUCAUGAAAAUGUUCACUCCUCCAAUGCCAGGUGAUGUGAUGGUGAACUUCUAUAUCAACCUGAGUAAGCUGUGUCUGACUGUCUACCAGCUGCACGCAAUGCAGCCCAACACCACCAAGAACUUCAGGCCUUCUGGAAGCUCUGUGUUACACAACCCUGGAGCCAUGUUUGAGCUGAACAAUGCUAAGUUUGAGGUGAGCCAGGUUCACAAGGUGGAGUGUGUUGUCCCCUGGCUCAACAACACCCUGGUCUUCUUCACCAUCUCCCUGCAGCUCUGUCAGCAGCUCAAGGACAAGAUUUCCGUCUUCUCUAGUUUCUGGAACUACCGACCAUUCUAACCUCCUGCAGCUAGCUGACCGUCAGAAUGCCUAGGUGUUCUAACCUCCUGCAGCUAGCUGACCGUCAGAAUGCCUAGGUGUUCUAACCUCCUGCAGCUAGCUGACCGUCAGAAUGCCUAGGUGUUCUAACCUCCUGCAGCUAGCUGACCGUCAGAAUGCCUAGGUGUUCUAACCUCCUGCAGCUAGCUGACCGUCAGAAUGCCUAGGUGUUCUAACCUCCUGCAGCUAGCUGACCGUCAGAAUGCCUAGGUGUUCUAACCUCCUGCAGCUAGCUGACCGUCAGAAUGCCUAGGUGUUCUAACCUCCUGCAGCUAGCUGACCGUCAGAAUGCCUAGGUGUUCUAACCUCCUGCAGCUAGCUGACCGUCAGAAUGCCUAGGUGUUCUAACCUCCUGCAGCUAGCUGACCGUCAGAAUGCCUAGGUGUUCUAACCUCCUGCAGCUAGCUGACCGUCAGAAUGCCUAGGUGUUCUAACCUCCUGCAGCUAGCUGACCGUCAGAAUGCCUAGGUGUUCUAACCUCCUGCAGCUAGCUGACCGUCAGAAUGCCUAGGUGUUCUAACCUCCUGCAGCUAGCUGACCGUCAGAAUGCCUAGGUGUUCUAACCUCCUGCAGCUAGCUGACCGUCAGAAUGCCUAGGUGUUCUAACCUCCUGCCGCUAGCUGACCGUCAGAAUGCCUAGGUGUUCUAACCUCCUGCAGCUAGCUGACCGUCAGAAUGCCUAGGUGUUCUAACCUCCUGCAGCUAGCUGACCGUCAGAAUGCCUAGGUGUUCUGUCCAAAUCCUUCACACCAACCAACCCAGAUAAAAGGGAUGUCUUGAAAAUAUUGUCUGAUUUGAAGUGGGUUUUGUUUGUAUAAUUUACAGGAGAACAGCCGGAUCAAAGUCCAUAUACAUUACCAGUGUUUAGUAUUCCAGGGUUUAGGGCCCAUCUGUGUGUUACAGCUGCUUUAAUUCAGUCCCAAAUCAACCCCUAGACCCUACCCUCUAGACUACACUCCCUACUUGUGAAGAAAGUAUAGGACUAAGCAAUAUGGUGGAGCUACUACCAUAUUGGUAUAUCUAUCCAAUACAUUCAGUGUUACCCCUAGUUGGGGGUCGUUAGCACAAUGACUGGAAGUCUAUGGGAAUGAAUAUAGGGGAAACACUGCAUGACGGGAAGUCUAUGGGAAUGAAUAUAGGGGAAACACUGCAUGACUGGAAGUCUAUGGGAAUGAAUAUAGGGGAAACACUGCAUGACGGGAAGUCUAUGGGAAUGAAUAUAGGGGAAACACUGCAUGACGGGAAGUCUAUGGAUAUGAAUAUAGGGGAAACACUGCAUGACGGGAAGUCUAUGGAUAUGAAUAUAGGGGAAACACUGCAUGACUGGAAGUCUAUGGAUAUGAAUAUAGGGGAAACACUGCAUUCUGAUCUAGACAAGUAGGGACUAGGGGUUGAUUUAGGAUUGGGUGCAUGUAUCUCUGUGCGUCAUCUGUUGUAUUUUGUUGUAUAGUACUAACUAACUUGGUUGGACCUCCCUGUUGUAUAGUACUGACUUGGACCUCCCUGUUGUAUAGUACUAACUGACUUGGACCUCCCUGUUGUAUAGUACUAACUGACUUGGACCUCCCUGUUGUAUAGUACUAACUGACUUGGACCUCCCUGUUGUAUAGUACUAACUGACUUGGACCUCCCUGUUGUAUAGUACUAACUGACUUGGACCUCCCUGUUGUAUAGUACUAACUUGAACCUCCCUGUUGUAUAGUACUAACUGACUUGGACCUCCCUGUUGUAUAGUACUAACUUGGUUGGACCUCCCUGUUGUAUAGUACUGACUUGAACCUCCCUGUUGUAUAGUACUGACUUGGACCUCCCUGUUGUAUAGUACUAACUGACUUGGACCUCCCUGUUGUAUAGUACUAACUGACUUGGACCUCCCUGUUGUAUAGUACUAACUGACUUGGACCUCCCUGUUGUAUAGUACGUACUGACUUGGACCUCCCUGUUGUAUAGUACGUACUGACUUGGACCUCCCUGUUGUAUAGUACUAACUGACUUGGACCUCCCUGUUGUAUAGUACUAACUGACUUGGACCUCCCUGUUGAAUAGUACUGACUGACUUGGACCUCCCUGUUGUAUAGUACUGACUGACUUGGACCUCCCUGUUGUAUAGUACUGACUGACUUGGACCUCCCUGUUGUAUAGUACUGACUGACUUGGACCUCCCUGUUGUAUAGUACUAACUGACUUGGACCUCCCUGUUGUAUAGUACUAACUGACUUGGACCUCCCUGUUGUAUAGUACUGACUGACUUGGACCUCCCUGUUGUAUAGUACUGACUGACUUGGACCUCCCUGUUGUAUAGUACUGACUGACUUGGACCUCCCUGUUGUAUAGUACUGACUGACUUGGACCUCCCUGUUGUAUAGUACUAACUGACUUGGACCUCCCUGUUGUAUAGUACUAACUGACUUGGACCUCCCUGUUGUAUAGUACUAACUGACUUGGACCUCCCUGUUGUAUAGUACUAACUGACUUGGACCUCCCUGUUGUAUAGUACUAACUGACUUGGACCUCCCUGUUGUAUAGUACUAACUGACUUGGACCUCCCUGUUGUAUAGUACUAACUGACUUGGACCUCCCUGUUGUAUAGUACUAACUGACUUGGACCUCCCUGUUGUAUAGUACUAACUGACUUGGACCUCCCUGUUGGAUAGUACUAACUUGGUUGGACCUCCCUGUUGUAUAGUACUGACUUGGACCUCCCUGUUGUAUAGUACUAACUGACUUGAACCUCCCUGUUGUAUAGUACUGACUGACUUGGACCUCCCUGUUGUAUAGUACUGACUGACUUGGACCUCCCUGUUGGAUAGUACUAACUUGGUUGGACCUCCCUGUUGGAUAGUACUGACUUGGACCUCCCUGUUGUAUAGUACUAACUGACUUGGACCUCCCUGUUGUAUAGUACUAACUUGAACCUCCCUGUUGUAUAGUACUAACUGACUUGGACCUCCCUGUUGUAUAGUACUAACUUGAACCUCCCUGUUGUAUAGUACUAACUUGGACCUCGUUAUGAAUCAGCUUGUGUUGUUGUUUUAGUCUGAAACACUUCUCUUGUUACGGAAUACUAACGUUCCUCCUCUCCACAUAGUUAUACCCUUUUCACACUAUAAUAGCGACCAAAAAUGUGCUGUAGUAGCUCAGAUAUGUUUUAUUUGAUGGUUUAUUUGGGUAGGGACCGAUACAAACACGGUUCCAGCAUCUAUGGUUAAUGAGUAACCAGAUCAGCUUGGUUUGCUCAGCAGUGUGAAAAGGUAUUGGAAACAUUUGUCAAGCAGAUUGUCAUACUGUGGUAAAUAAUACUGUUAUUUUGUGUAGACUACGCUACUCAUCAGAAGUAUAUGUUUGUGACAUGAAACAGUGUUACCGUGACUCUUCAUGGUGAUAUUAACUUGUAGGUUUCUGACUCUAUAUUCCUUGGCAUGAUGCUUUAUGUCACGUAUAAAGGAAAACGGACAUUCCCAGCUUUGAAGGGUAAACCUUCAUGCCUCCUCAACGAUAAGCUAUUAUUCGUCAUUGUAUCAGUUAAUUUCAAUGUAUGUGUUGUUAGCUAAUGUUUUUAUUUAUUCAAUUGUUUGUUUGCACUUAUGUUACUUUGCCUUGAUGAUUCCCUGUGAAGUGAAUAUCCAUUCCAAUGCUGAACAAAAAUUAUUAUUACUGCAAGUGUUUUCAUUUAUUUUGACAUGUAUACAUGUAUAUGUUGUGGACCAUAUGAUCUAUUAUCUGUGCAGUAAAGAGAUGUUAUACAGGAGUGUUCGCUCAGUCAAUCAGGACAGAUUCAAUACAAAAUAUUAUUGAAUCAUACAAUGUACAUGUUUCAACAUUCAAUUAUAUUGUUAAUAUAAUUAACUACAUUAAAGUCAUUGAAUCAAUACUA
This is a messenger RNA of Salmo salar (Atlantic salmon), 4959 nucleotides long. Lineage: Eukaryota; Metazoa; Chordata; Actinopteri; Salmoniformes; Salmonidae. The record is from RefSeq and is a predicted model, not a curated record.